Paramecium tetraurelia is the source of this 3495-nucleotide messenger RNA. RefSeq lists its product as uncharacterized. Gene Ontology annotation, molecular function: P-type transmembrane transporter activity; ATP binding; ATP hydrolysis activity. The record is from RefSeq and is a predicted model, not a curated record. The transcript has 4 exons. Gene Ontology annotation, cellular component: membrane. Lineage: Eukaryota; Ciliophora; Oligohymenophorea; Peniculida; Parameciidae.
AUGGAUCCUAUAAGCCUAUUACCUAAAGCAGAGAGUGCAGUAGUCGUAGAUAGUGAAAUAGAGGGGACUACAAAAAUAACGAAUAUAGAACCAAUAAGAUUAUAAAAGAGGAGAAUCGUACUCGGCGUGUUUCUUUCCGUCAUCACAAGCUUUUUGUUUACUUUAGCUUGUAGUUGGUCAAAGAAACUUGUUAGAAAGUUCUUCUUUAAAGAAUCAUAAUUAGAGAAGGCUACCCAUAUGUGGAUCACAAAUAAUGAUAAUUCAAAUAACAUCUCAAAGUUAGUAAAGAAGCAAAAUUAAGUUUAUUUCAUCAAUAGAAAACUAAAGUACAUCUAUGAUAGCGCAAUGAAUACAUUUAAAGCUCUAGAAUAUGAUUUGAAGACCAAAAGAGAAUUGCUAAAAUCGAGAGGAGUGUUAUGUAAGCCUAAGAUUAAUCACCAUAGAACCGAAUUCGGGAAAUGCAUAAUUGAUAUCCCCAAGCCCAAUUUGUUUGUAUAUUUGUUGAAGGAAUUGACUGCCCCAUUCUAUAUAUUAUAGUACCUAUCAUGUUUUCUUUGGGUAUUAGAAGUUUAAAUAGACUUGGCUAUAUUGUCUAUUAUCAUGAUAUCGGUUUCAUUGAUAUUCACAACAAUAAACUUUUUGCUUCUUCAGAAUUCAGCCAAAAAAUUGAGAGAUAUGGCAAAGAGUUUGGCAUAGGUUCAAGUAUACAGAGGAGAGGACACCUUUAAUUAACAGGGAAUUCAAUUUAGAAAGAUUGAUAGUCAAGAUUUAGUCCCAGGAGAUGUGAUUGCAAUUGAAAACAAAAUGACGUUGCCUUGUGAUUGCGUAUUGGUUUCUGGAGAUUUAUUGAUGAACGAAGCCUCAUUGACAGGGGAAUCAAUACCUAUCCCAAAGAUUCCAAUCGAAGAUUAGGAUCAACCAGUUUCAUUCAUGACUGACAGGAGACAUUGUUUAUAUGAAGGCACAAAAGUCUUACUUGCAAGACCUGCUUAUUAAUACGUUAUAGCAAUUGUUGGAAGAACAGGAUUUAGCUCGUUUAAGGGGUAGAUUUUUAGAAGUGUUUUGUAUCCAAAAGUGUAGCCUUUUCCAUUUUAUAGUUAAGGAAUAAAAUAUUUAAUUUGCUUGGCCAUUUAUGUUUUGAUUGUGUAUUUUGCAUUGCUACCAAGAUUGAUUUCUGUUGGAUUCAGUUUCAUGAUAAUAUUCUUAAGAUUUUGGGAUGCUUUGACUUGGAUAGUGCCUCCAGCUUUGCCAAUUUUUGUUUCUAUGUGCUAGACGUAUUCUUUGGUUAGAUUAAGAUAGAAAGGCAUUUUUGGAAUUGACCCAAACAAAUCACUGGUUGCUGGUAAGAUCAAUACAGUUUGUUUUGAUAAGACAGGAACAUUGACAACAAUUGGAAUUGAUAUGUUUGGAUAUCAAAUGAGAAACUAGACCAAAUUUGGGAAGUUCAUUCAAAAAAAUCAAGUGAAUUUUAAGAAUAGUUUAGAGUUUAAGUUAUUUGCUACUUGUCAUGGAACAUAUGAGAUAGAAGGUGAUUUAAUGGGUGAUAGUCUUGAUGUAGAAUUAUUUAAGUUUACAGAGUUUAAAAUUGAGAAAAACCCUCCUCAAAAUAUAAAAUCCAGAGUUUCAAAUAGAGAAGGAAUUGUUUUGGAUGUGCUUAAACUUUAUGAGUUUGAAUCUGCUUUAUAAAGGAUGAGUGUAAUAGUAAAAGAUAAAGAUGAUUAUUACAUAUUUGUGAAAGGAUCUCCUGAAAAGAUGGCAGAACUAUCUAAUUAGAAUACCAUACCUGUGGAUUUUAAGAAGAACCUUAAUUUAUUGACGAUGAAAGGACUCAGAAUAUUAGGAUUUGGAUACAGAAAAAUAACUCAGGAAGAAAGCGAAAGGUUAAUGAAUGCCAGUAGAUAAGAAUGCGAAUAGGAUAUUCAAUUUCUUGGAUUAUUGGCUAUGGAAAACAAAUUAAAACAUGAUACUUCAUAGGUUAUUAAUUUAUUAAACAAUGCAAGUGUCGAUCUUAAAAUCAUCUCAGGAGAUAAUCCUUUGACUACUGUAUAAUGUGCUCGAGAAUGUGGAAUAAUACCCCGUGAUAAACCAGUAUUAUUAUUAGAUUACAAUGAAAAAGAAUAAUAAUUGUCCUUAGAUGAAAUUAGCGUUUUUGAUGAUAACCUUAAUGCCAAUCAAUAAAAAUAAAACAGUGAAAUUGAAAUACUCGUAGAGGAUGUAGAAGAUCUAAAUGAAUAAAUUGUAGAUCAUCAACAAAUUAUGAAUAAAUUGAUUCAUCAUUUAUUGACUGCUUAAAAUAUCAAAAGAUCUAUUAUCUCUGAAAAUGAUAGUCUUAAUGCAAGUCACUGUUUUGCAAUGAGUGGAAAAGCAUUUGAUUACUUUUGGGGUCAAUUACCUCAUGAUGAUAUCAAAAAGUAAACCAAAUAAUCCUUUGCAGGAUUUGAGGAGCCACUAGAUAAUGUCGAAUAGAUUAAAAUAUAGGGGUUAACCGAAGAAGAACUUCAUAUUAAAUUGUUUGCAUCAAUCUGUUUAAAUGCAAGAGUUUUUGCAAGAAUGAGACCAGAACAAAAGUCUAUGGUGAUAGAAAAGCUUUAAGAUCUAAAAAAAAUGGUUUUGAUGAUAGGAGAUGGAGCUAAUGAUUGUGCAGCUAUCAAAUAAGCAAAUGUUGGAGUCUCGUUUGCCUAAAGCGAUGCUGCCUAUUCAGCUCCUUAUUCUAGUGCAGAUGACAGCAUUGAUUGUGUUAGAUAGGUACUUUUAGAUGGAAGAUGCGCACUUUAGAAUGCUUUAGAAGUGUUUUAGUUUUAUGUUGGAGCCAGUGUUAUAAAAUACAUAGCAGCUAUGAUAACUAUGGCUUUUGGAUAAAAUUUUGGAGACUUACAAUAUAUUGUUAUUAAUUAUGUGGGUUCCUUGCCUUAUCUCAAAUCGAUCUCACUUUCCAAGCCCUCAAUCACCUUAACUAAAGAUCUUCCAAACGAAAGUAUGAUGGCUCUUUCAAAUGUGGCUGUUUUAAGUUUCUAAAUUUUAGUAGCCUCCCUUGGUUUGGUCAUUAAUUUUCUGUAUUGGAAUAGUUUAGAUUGGGAGAAUGAACCUGGAGUUUAUGAUGGGAAAUUUUCAAAAGAAGGAACUCUGCAAACAACUCAAUUCAAAAGUUUGUAAAUCUAUUUCAUCAUGGCUGUGAUUGCUAUUUACACUUCUAAACCAUUCAAGUAAAAGAUCUAUGCCCACAAAAUUAUGAUAUUCUUUAUAAGCAUAAGUUUAUGUUUUACUUUAUGGAUCUUCUUCACUUUUUAAGGAUGGCAAUAUACUGUAUUAAAACUCUAUGACACAAAUGAAUAACAUGGUAGAUCUUAUAAUUUUAUGCAAUUUAUUUUGACAAUAAUAGUAGGAUUGGUCAUGUUAUUAGGUGAUGAAUAUUUCAUUAGAAAAGUAUUUCCUACAAAUCAAAAGAAAACAAAAAAAUCUAGAGUUAAGCCAAGUAUGUCAAAUCAUAAUUUUUGA